Messenger RNA from Meloidogyne enterolobii, 528 nucleotides. The record is from the annotation of a GenBank genome assembly. NCBI's taxonomy places the organism in Eukaryota, Metazoa, Nematoda, Chromadorea, Rhabditida, Meloidogynidae.
AUGCGUCUUCAAGAUGUUGUCAAAUUUAUUUCAACUCAAACAAAAAGAGGAUAUCAAAAGAAAAAUAAAAACGAAUUGGAUUAUUUAAAAAAGAAGGCCGAAGGAACAGAAUUCGUUAAAAUUUACAAACAUUUUAUUGUUUUUUCGUGUAUUACCGAAGAUGAGGCCGGACAAGUAAAUAGUUGUGGAUUUUUGGAGAAUUUGGAUAAAAUAAAUGAACAAAUUGAGAAAAUUGAACAAAUAGAAAUUUUUCAUAUUGGAUUAAAAACAGAGGAUUGUCCUACAGAAAUUAAAAAAAUUAAAAAUGAGGAUGAAAAAUUUGAUGAAGAAGAAAAUGUACAAGCAGGGAAACUAUUAAAUUUAAAUUUUUGUACUUCCUGGCUUGUUGGAAUUAAAAUUAAAGACAAAGUCUUAAACAAGGAAAUGUUGAAAUUUGAAAUAGAAAAAAGUGUUGGAGCGACGGGAGUUACUGAAGAUUUGAAAAUAUUUGUUAUAUUAAAUUCGGAAAUUGAAAAUUGGUUUGUUUAA